AUGAAGCUCUUGGCCAGUUCCUCUGUCUCGAUACUCCUACAUCCCAGCACCAUGGCUUCCAAUUCAUCCACCGACUUAGGUGGAAGCACUUUCAACCCCGAGAACGUCAAUCUGACUUCUGCUGACCCUCGAGAUGUCAUCUGCGCACUUGCGGAGUCGGGAAAUGACUACAAUGGACAACUCGGCGCCAGAAUCUCGGCCCUGUUCGUCAUCCUCAUCGUUUCGUCGGCCGCGACGUUCUUCCCGGUUUUCGCAAAGAGGAUUCCCCGUCUGCACAUCCCGCUCUAUGUCUACCUGUUUGCCCGGUAUUUCGGCGCCGGGGUCAUCGUCGCCACGGCCUUCAUCCAUCUCCUUGACCCGGCAUAUGGCGAGAUCGGACCCCAAACUUGUGUCGGCAUGACAGGCGGCUGGGCCGAUUAUUCGUGGUGCCCAGCCAUUGUCCUCACGUCGGUGAUCGUCAUCUUUCUCUUCGAUUUUGGUGCCGAGCGAUACGUCGAGGUAAAAUACGGCGUCGACAGUGAGAUGGACCUGCAAGAAGCGGUGACUGGAUACACGGACAGAACGCCGACCGACGCGCAGCGGGACCGUGCGACGAGCAUCGCGUCCAUGCGGCGCGAGCACGACGAGCGCCGCAAGUCGUCCGCGUACGAGAAGCGGUUCGUCGAGGACUUCGCCGUGGACGAGGAGGACUCGGAGGCGCGCCAGAACUCGUUCCGCCAGCAGAUCGCCGCCUUCCUGAUCCUGGAGUUCGGCGUCAUCUUCCACUCGGUCGUCAUCGGCCUCAACCUGGGCGUCGUGGGCGACGAGUUCAGCACGCUGUACCCGGUCCUGGUCUUCCACCAGUCCUUCGAGGGGCUCGGGAUCGGGGCGCGAAUGUCGGCGAUCCCGUUCAAGCCCGGGAGCUGGCUGCCGUGGGCCCUCUGCGCGGCCUACGGGCUGACCACGCCCAUCGCCAUCGCCAUCGGCCUGGGCGUGCGCACGACGUACAACCCCAACUCGUUCACCGCCAACGUGGUCAGUGGGGUCUUGGACUCCAUGUCGGCCGGCAUCCUGAUCUACACCGGCCUUGUGGAGCUGCUGGCGCGGGACUUCCUGUUCAACCCCAUGCGCACAAAGGACAACAAGAGAUUGGCCUUUAUGAUCGUCUGUGUGUUGCUGGGUACCGGCCUGAUGGCCUUGCUUGGGAAAUGGGCUUGA
Molecule: messenger RNA, 1197 nt
Organism: Cladophialophora immunda
Lineage: Eukaryota; Fungi; Ascomycota; Eurotiomycetes; Chaetothyriales; Herpotrichiellaceae
Exons: 2
Coding region: 1-1197 (398 amino acids)
Biological process (GO): zinc ion import across plasma membrane
Cellular component (GO): plasma membrane
Molecular function (GO): high-affinity zinc transmembrane transporter activity
Source: RefSeq, a predicted model, not a curated record